Messenger RNA from Oncorhynchus kisutch (coho salmon), 2891 nucleotides. It is a transcript of the gene mnd1, whose product is annotated as meiotic nuclear divisions 1 homolog (S. cerevisiae). Gene Ontology annotation, molecular function: double-stranded DNA binding. Gene Ontology annotation, biological process: reciprocal meiotic recombination. The transcript is spliced from 8 exons. The record is from RefSeq and is a predicted model, not a curated record. Bases 395 to 1153 code for a protein of 252 amino acids. Gene Ontology annotation, cellular component: nucleus. NCBI's taxonomy places the organism in Eukaryota, Metazoa, Chordata, Actinopteri, Salmoniformes, Salmonidae.
GGGGGCAGGACAGAGCAUGGGAAACACCGGGUAGUGGAGGGGUAAAAGCAGUUUACUCACCUUUUUUUUUGCCUAACAGUUCACCCACCUCUUGCAGAAAAAAAAUGCAUUGAAAGUAUAGGGAACGUUACAUUUACCACCUCGACCUGCAAUCAGAGUUUUACUGGACACAUUCUUUUCCCAUCACUACAUCUCUGAUCAUAACCAUAGUAGACUGUACUGUGUAGGACUGUGUAGUUCUCCUAAACAGCCAACAGGCGGCGCCAGGGUAUGAGAGACGAGUGUAAUACCCCACCCUCCCUUCCCUUGUCCGACCACCCUUGAACUACCGCGGGAAACUCAUUGCUUGCACUGAAGGAUAAGCGCGGUCCGUGUAGGUUAUUUACAUUGCAUAAUGUCCAAAAAAAAAGGUCUCAGUCAUGAGGAGAAGAGGACACGCAUGAUGGAGAUUUUCUUUGAGACAAAAGAGGUGUUUCAGCUGAAGGACAUCGAGAAAAUCGCCCCCAAGACUAAAGGAAUAAUCGAAUUGGAGGAGAUGGUCCAAGGUCCCUCCACUCUGACCUUUUUUCUCCAAUGGGUUUUGAGAAGGGGUGGACAGAGGAUGCGACAAACCCAGGAAAGAUUAAAUAAGAAAGAGCCCUUGCCUCUCCUCCUGUCUGCAGCACCCAUGUCAGUGAAGGAGGUUCUCCAGAGUCUGGUGGAUGACAACAUGGUGGACUGUGAGAGAGUGGGCACCUCCAACUACUACUGGGCCUUCCCCAGCAAGGCCCUGCACGCCCGCAAGCGCAGGUUGGAGGAGCUGGACAAGCAGCAUACCGAGGCGAAACAAAGGAAGAUGUCUCUGCAGCAGGCUGUCGACAAAGCAAAAGUAGGACGUGAAGAUACAGAGGAGCGGGCCUCUCUUCUAAAGGAGCUGCAGGCUCUGAGGGAGAAGAGGAGUCAUCUGAAGUCAAAGCUGGAGAAGUACAGGGAGUGUGACCCAGAAGUGAUCGAGGAGAUGAGAAAGUCCAAUGUCACAGCUAAAGAGGCAGUGUCCAGAUGGACAGAUAACGUCUUUGCCAUCAAGUCGUGGGCCAAGAGGAAGUUUGGUUUCGACGACGGACGCAUCGAUAAAGCCUUCGGGAUACCUGAAGAUUUUGAUUACAUGGACUGACUGCACAAUCUGUCAUUUUAAUUCAUUGUUUUUGUUAAAUGAGUGACCUCCGUUGCACACAAUGCAAGUCAAACAUGUUACUUUAUGUUGAAAGGACACACUAAGACCACUCAGGCAAGCCCCCCAAAAAACAGCCUUAUGUUUUCCGUAGUUGACUCGGAGCAGCUGCAAUUUUGGCAUUCGCUCAAGGCCCUUGCAGGUGCAAAUGCUGCUUAUGUGGAACCUGAGAAGGCGCUGUGCUAACCUUUGGGCUGUUCCGUGGUGGUGGGGGGGGGGCUACUUUUGGGACACCUGUUUGCAUGAAAAUCGAGAGCCCAGAGUCGUUGACGGAAAUUAGCUGUGUCCAGCAAAUCUAAUCUUACCUGAUUUAAACAGAUGUAAAUUAAUACAGCCACUCAUGUUGUUUUUGCUCCCACCCCCCCCCAUGUCCCUUAUCUCUCUUUUCAUAAUUUACUUUGACAAAAGAAGCAUGUGGCACCAGGACUGACUGAACUUGCCUUAUCUCAUGUUUAAAUCAAAAGAGGGAGAGGGUCAUUGUGGACAAAAGGUGCUUGGUGAUUGACAAUGCAGUGGUGUGGAGAGUGACGCAAGGAGCACCAAAACACAAAUGGAAGAGCCACUGAAAUAUCGUUGAAGAGGCUGGCUGUACAGUGGGGAUAUGUUUAGAAUUCACAACAUUUAGAAGCUCCAUAAAUUAACUCCCUGUAAAUGUGCUUUAUGGUCUUGUGGUUCUGCAGAGUCUAGACUGAGGUGUUCAGGUUUUGUUGUUGAAAACAUAAUGGAGGAUCCAUUUGAAUGGUAACAUUUCAAUAAAGUCUUAGUGUUAUGUUUUAUCUUAUUUAACUGUUGUGUUUUCCACAGCCCUACAUGUACCUUAACUGAUUUCAUAUGCCUCGAAUUUCCAAGCAACAGGGUGAAUGCAUCACCUUUCAUUUUCUGUCUGAACUGGAAUGUGGCGAAAACCUCGCAAACAAAGGGCAUCAUUUUUCUGCUGUACACCGCGAUUUAUUCAAAUGUGGUAUGAGCAAAAAGGGUAUUGUUGCCGUGAACGGUCCAGAAUUACUUUUGUGCUUUUGCUGUCUGUAUUUGACAGAUUUUUAUCAAACUGCACAAACAAUGGUUAUAAUUUAUGUGCUCAUGGAGUUGACUCUCCCAGAUGCCGUUAUACUACUAGAGGUCAAAUGUCAACCCAUUCGUUCAAAAUGAAAAGUAUCCACACAGAUCCUACCCAUUUCUUCACUUUGCAGUGACAAUACAUCUACAGUUUGAAUGAUCAUUUACUGCUUUAUCCUUUCUUAUGCAUGUUUUUCAUGUAUUUCAAAAUGUUCAAUGUAUUCCUAAUUCCAUUUUCUCAUUACAGCAGAUUCAGCAUUAUUUUAUAUAUAGGGAAAGGGGGAUAUCUAGUCAGUUGUAAAACAGAAUGCAUUCUUCUGAAAACUGUCUUCCGCAUUUAACCAAACCCCUCUGAAUCAGACAUUAUUCGAAGUCCAUGUGCCUGAGGAGCAGUUGAUGGGCGUUAACUGCCUUGCUCAGGGGCAGAACGAUAGAUAUUUACCUUGGCGGUUCUGAGAUUUGAUCCAGCAACCUUUUGGUUAAUGGCCCAACACUUCUACCAGCCAGGCUACUGCCGCCCAGUAGGACGUGCUGCUACUACUAUACUGUGCAAAAAUAUAAUAUAUAAACGCAACAUGUAAAGUGUUACUUUCUUGAACUGAAAUAAAAGAUCCCAGACAUGUUC